Molecule: messenger RNA, 2453 nt
Organism: Salvelinus fontinalis (brook trout)
Lineage: Eukaryota; Metazoa; Chordata; Actinopteri; Salmoniformes; Salmonidae
Product: mitochondrial import inner membrane translocase subunit tim16-like
Exons: 21
Coding region: 8-2386 (792 amino acids)
Biological process (GO): protein import into mitochondrial matrix
Cellular component (GO): TIM23 mitochondrial import inner membrane translocase complex
Molecular function (GO): protein binding
Source: RefSeq, a predicted model, not a curated record
GACCCUGAUGCCUUUAUUUGACCCUGACUCCGGCCUCCUCACAGUAUCUGGGAUGGGAGAUAGUGUCAUUGACUGCUUCGAGGUGUCUGCCACUGAACCAUUCCUUUCCCAAGUGAGCCACUGUCUGACGGAGGCCCCAACGCGAGGCGUUGCCAUGGUACCCAAGCUGGCAUUGGACGUCCUGUCCUGUGAGGUCAUGCGGGUCCUGCAGCUGACGGACAGCUUCAUCGUGCCAAUCAACUACCACGUGCCGCGCAAGUCAGGACAGGAGUUCCAUGCAGACCUGUACCCAGACACCUUGGGCCGGACCGCAGCCAUGUCAGCUGCGGAGUGGUGGAAAGGUGGCGAGAAACAGGUUGAGAAGGUCAGUGUCAACCCAUCCAAUCGUCAGAAGCCUAACAACGCUAAACCAGCCAAUCAGACGCCUGCUAAGAAAGAGCUGCCCAGUGGGAGGAGCAAAGAGGAGGCUCCAGUGCGAGGCUGCUCCACCUCCAGCAGUCCCCUGAGCUCCACCAGCAGCAGUGCUGCCCCGUCCCGCUCCCCCUCCUCCACCUCUGGCCUCUCCUCAGGCUUCCUCCCCAGCCCCAGCCAGAGUGCCAAAGCCAUCAACAGCAUGUUGGGUCCCAGCAGUAAGUUUCGUCACCUGCAGGGUGCGGUGCUCCACAGAGACACCCACUUCACCAACCUGAAGGGGCUCAACCUCACCACGCCCGGGGAGUGUGAUGGCUUCUGUGCCAACCGCCAUCGCGUGGCCGUGCCCCUCGCCACCGCCGGGGGUCAGAUCGCCAUCUUUGAGUUGUCUCAGGCUGGGAAGCUAGCGGACACGGGCCUGCCCACCAUCCAGAACUCUGUCAACGUGGCUGACUUCUCCUGGGACCCCUUCAACAGUCACAGGCUGGUGGUGGCGGGCGACGAUGCUAAGAUCCGUGUGUGGCAGGUGCCCGAGGGGGGUCUGACAGAGACCCUGACUGAGCCAGAGACCAUCCUGCAGGGCCACACUGAGAAGAUCUACUCAGUCAAGUUCCACCCCCUGGCGUCGGGCCUGCUGGCAUCCUCCUCCUACGACCAGACGGUGCGCCUGUGGAACCUGGAGUCUGGGGACGAGGUCAAAGCGCUCCGGGGACACCAGGAUCAGAUAUUUGGGAUGGCGUGGAGUCCGGAUGGUAAACACCUGGCCACGGUGUGUAAGGAUGGGAAAUUGCGCAUCUACGACCCUCGCAAGUCUGCUGACCCAGUACAGGAGGGUGCAGGUCCUGAGGGCCACAGAGGGGCUCGUGUGGUGUGGGUGUGUGACGGCAAAUACCUGAUGGUGUCAGGAUUCGACAGUCGCAGUGAGAGAACCCUGUACCUGCACUCCGCUGAGUCCCUGUCCUCCGGGGCCAUCGCCAGCGCCCCCACCGACGUCUCGCCCUCCACCCUCAUUCCCUUCUACGACCCCGACACCAGCGUCGUCAUCCUCACCGGAAAAGGUGACACGCGAGUGUACAUCUUUGAGAUAGUGCCAGAAGCUCCCUAUUUCCUGGAAUGUGCCAGCUUCAACUCCUCAGAGCCCCACAAGGGCUUGGCCUUCCUGCCGAAGACUGAGUGUGUGGUGCAAGAGGUAGAGGUGGCCAGGGGUCUGAGGCUCAGUAAGACCUCCAUAGAGCCAGUGGCCUUUAGAGUCCCCCGCGUCAGAAAAGAGUUCUUUCAGGAUGAUGUGUACCCAGACACAGCAGUGUGGUGGGAGUCCUCUCUGACUGCCUCAGCCUGGCUGGCUGGUUCUGAUGGGAAGCACCACUCCAUCAGCCUCAAGCCCAAAGACAUGACCCCAGUGAGUGAGGCGCCCAAGGAGGUCCAAGUGAGAAAAUACCUUCCAUCCUCUCACUACCUGGAGGAGAAGACUGACGAGCAGAAGAAAGAUGAGCUGUUGAGUGCCAUGAUAGGCAAGCUGGGGAACAUGGACGACAACCCUCUACCACAGGAGUCCUUCCAGGGAGUAGAAGACGAUGAGUGGGCGAAAUAUCUUGCACAGAUCAUUGUCAUGGGGGCGCAGGUAGUAGGACGGGCGUUUGCACGUGCAUUGCGGCAAGAAUAUGCAGCCAGUCAAGCUGCAGCGGAGGCCAGGGGGCGUGCCGGCCAGCAGUCAGCAGCAGCCUCUAGUCUCACUGGGAUGACCUUACAGGAGGCCCAGCAGAUCCUCAAUAUGGCCACGCUCACCCCUGAGGAGCUCCAGAAGAACUAUGAACACCUUUUUAAAGUCAACGACAAGGCAGUGGGCGGCUCCUUCUAUCUACAGUCCAAGGUGGUGAGAGCGAAGGAGCGUCUAGAUGAGGAGCUCUCUAUUCAGACACAGGACAGUCAACCCAAACCCCCACCAGAGCAGAAGCAACAGACACCAGAAACAUGAAGCGCCCCCCUCCCAACCCCACCCACUGUAAAUUAUACCCUCAAUAAAAGCCUUAUCCUUUUCUCAA